AUGGCAAUGAACGCGGCUUUCAGAUUGCUCCUUCUCUCUGCGCUCCUAUUCGCAGAGCAUACGGACGCUUUAGCACAGGACAGUGUUGAAGAACAGGUCUUGGAAGCAGAUGUGCCGAUAGGCCAUGGAGCAAGGAUUGGACUGAUGGAAGCAGCACCACCUCGCGACCCGAGCAGUGGGCGACCCAGCGCCGAGAUUGAUCGGAGCACGUGGGUCGCGACCUGCGAUAGCGAAGCGAUUAAUCACACCUGUAGCUAUAUGAUCGAUAAGGACGUCAAGACUUUCUGGCAGAGUGCGGAGAGCAGCGUCGGUGCUGCGUUGCCCCAGAAUGUAACCAUUGACAUGGGAGAUACACGGACCUUCCACGCCAUCUCAAUGCUUCCAUCGGAUGACCCGCACUCCAGAGGGAACAUCGCUGCACACGAAGUAUAUAUCAGCCAAGACAACCAGAACUGGGGCACGCCAGUGGCAUAUGGGACUUGGUGGAAUGACAACACAGUCAAGUAUUCUAUCUUCGAACCGAAGCAAGCACGGUAUAUUCGGCUUGUCGCAAGGUCUGAGGCCUCAGGAACUGGGGACUUUGUCAGCAUCGCAACCUUCUCAGUCUAUGGCGUUGCCAAGGCUCCCACGUCGGGUUUGGGUCGUUGGGGUCCUACCAUAGACUUUCCCAUCGUUCCAGCAGGUGCGUGGGUCGAUCCCUUGUCGGGCAGAGUUGUGACCUUCUCAUCAUAUGCACAUGAGAUGUUCCGCCCUUUGGACCCGCGGCUAGGCAACACCAUGACUAGAACGUGGGAUCCAGCCACAAGGCUAGUGAGUCAGCGAACAGUGCAGGAGACUGGACACGACAUGUUCUGUCCGGGCAUGUCACUCAACGCCACGGGGUACAUGCAUGUGACGGGCGGAAACAGUGCAAAACGAACCAGCAUCUACGGCAUCAAUGCUCAGGGAGCAGCAGUAUGGACCCCAAGUGCUGAAAUGAAUGUUCCGCGUGGCUACCAAUCUUCAGUGACGUGCGCUGAUGGACGCAUCUUUGUGAUUGGUGGUAGCUUUGGGAUACCCUGUGACCCUCCCGGACCUGAGGGAGAAGAAAAGAAUGGCGAACUCUACGAUCCGGUCGCCAAGACUUGGACUGAGAAGCCGCGAUGCAAAGUCAAGCCCAUGUUUACAGACGAAACGUCAACUGGGUCAAGAGAGUGCCGCUGGUUCCGCUCUGACAAUCACGGAUGGCUUUUCCCAUGGAAGGACAAUACCGUCUUCCAGGCAGGACCUUCGAAGAGGAUGAACUGGUACAACAUGUCCGGUUUGGGCGACGUCCAAUCAGCAGGCAAGCGUUCGGAUGACAACGACGCCAUGUGCGGUGUUGCUGUCAUGUAUGAUGCAGCUCAGGGUAGCAUCCUGACGGCUGGUGGAUCGCCGCAGUAUACCGGUUUGGACGCAACGAACAGAGCGUACCUUCUCACGAUCAAAGGUGCCAACGCCCCUGUUGAAAAGGAGAGAACAACCGAUAUGGCAAACCCGCGCAUCUACCACAGUGCCGUUAUUCUACCAAACGGAGACACUCUCGUUGUCGGCGGCAGAAGGCGUGGACAAGUCUUUAACGACGACGAGGCGGUAUUAGUGCCCGAGGUGUAUUCUCCCACUCUCAAAGCCUGGACUAAUAUGGCUAACCACUCUAUCCCGCGGACUUAUCACUCGCUUGCGCUGCUACUUCCUGAUGGAACAGUCUUCGUUGGCGGAGGUGGGCUCUGCGAGAUAAGAUGCAACGCGAACCAUUUUGACGCGCAGAUAUUCACGCCGCCCUACCUGCUCACUGCCUCGGGUGAUCUUAGCGUUCGACCCGUUAUUAAGAACAUCUCCGCCUCAGACGUUCUCCCUGGCAACAGCCUGACUAUCGACACCGAUAGUGCUGUUCAAAAUGCAAGCAUUGUCCGAUACGGCAGCGCUACACAUGGUCUGAACACAGACCAGAGACGCAUACCAUUGACAAUGACGCCAAACGGUCCCAAUCGGUAUGACGUCACAAUACCCGCCGAGAAAGGCAUCGCCAUUCCAGGCUACUGGAUGCUCUUCGUUAUGGAUGCCCAAGGAGUGCCAAGCGUGGCUAUGUCAUUGCAGGUCAAGGUUGCUUAG
Molecule: messenger RNA, 2130 nt
Organism: Coniosporium apollinis CBS 100218
Lineage: Eukaryota; Fungi; Ascomycota; Dothideomycetes
Exons: 2
Coding region: 1-2130 (709 amino acids)
Molecular function (GO): protein binding
Source: RefSeq, a predicted model, not a curated record